Molecule: messenger RNA, 1089 nt
Organism: Microthlaspi erraticum
Lineage: Eukaryota; Viridiplantae; Streptophyta; Magnoliopsida; Brassicales; Brassicaceae
Source: the annotation of a GenBank genome assembly
AUGGCUUUGGUCAAGAGGGUCGAGUUCGUGGGACGGGCUGACCUGGGCUCUGAUUUGUUCUUAGUCUGGGAUGGCCUAUUCGGCGAACAUCGACAUUUUGUGGCGCUUCUCGGAACGUCUGUGCCUAGGACGGUUCGGGGGGGUUACAUCUCCCCUGACCUAUGCAUCCAUAGGAUUCAUCUAGAGGAUGAAAGUAAGUCAAGCAUUGAACCUCAGAGGAGAUUGAACCCCAAUCUAAAGGAAGUAGUGAAGAAAGAGAUACUCAAGUUGCUUGAUGCUGGGAUAAUCUAUCCCAUCAGUGAUAGCACUUGGAUAUCUCCAGUUCAUUGCGUCCCAAAGAAAGGGGGGAUCACUGUCAUUAAAAAUGACAAAGAGGAGCUGAUUCCCACUAGAACAAUAGUGGGGCAUCGCAUGUGUAUUGACUAUAGGAAGUUAAAUUCAGCAUCUAGAAAGGAUCAUUUCCCUCUCCCUUUCAUUGAUCAGAUGUUAGAAAGAUUGGCAAACCAUCCUUUUUAUUGUUUUCUUGAUGGCUACAGUGGUUUCUUCCAAAUCCCGAUCCACCCUAAUGAUCAGGAGAAGACCACUUUCACAUGCCCUUAUGGUACCUUUGCUUAUCGAAGGAUGCCAUUUGGGCUGUGCAAUGCCCCAGCUACUUUCCAGAGAUGCAUGACCUCCAUUUUUUCAGAUCUGAUAGAGGAGAUGGUAGAAGUCUUCAUGGACGAUUUCUCAGUCUAUGGAGCAUCCUUCUCCUCAUGUUUGUCUAACUUGUGCAGGGUGUUGCAGAGGUGUGAGGAGACAAAUCUAGUACUCAACUGGGAGAAGUGCCACUUCAUGGUUCGAGAAGGGAUUGUGCUUGGACACAAGAUUUCCGAGAAAGGGAUCGAGCUCGAUCGAGCUAAGGUGGAUGUCAUGUUGCAGCUUCCUGUUCCCAAGACUGUGAAGGACAUCAGGAGUUUUCUGGGUCAUGCAGGGUUCUACAGAAGAUUCAUCAAGGAUUUCUCAAAGAUAGCAAGACCCUUGACAAGACUUCUGUGCAAGAGACAGAUUUUGAGUUUGAUGAAGAAUGCCACAAGUCUUGGACCUUGCUGA